Molecule: messenger RNA, 3418 nt
Organism: Morus notabilis
Lineage: Eukaryota; Viridiplantae; Streptophyta; Magnoliopsida; Rosales; Moraceae
Product: pentatricopeptide repeat-containing protein At3g24000, mitochondrial
Exons: 1
Coding region: 378-3152 (924 amino acids)
Biological process (GO): RNA modification
Molecular function (GO): protein binding; RNA binding; zinc ion binding
Source: RefSeq, a predicted model, not a curated record
UUGUUUCCAACGACGAAGAAGAAUCAAAGCUGGCUGGGUUUAGCAAAAUACUCUCAGGCUCAGCUCGAACAUCUCAUCUUCCAAAACAACCCACUUCUCUCCACAUAUUUUACCGCACAAACUACUUAAGCGCGCAAGUUUUCUCAGCCCCAUGCCUAGAAGAGGUCGCAAACUAUGGCAUCAAAUGCCUUUCUCUUCACCCCAACCACGAAAUCUCGAGCUUUCCUCGAAAGGGUUUCUCGGAAAUCACCAGAGAGAUAACCGGCAGAGCCUUACACGGGCUUUGUUUGAAGGGGUUUGUGCCGUUCGGCGUGUUCUAUUCGAAUACUUUGGUUAACUUGUAUGCUAAGUUUGGUCGUUUGAAACAAGCACGCUACAUGUUCGAUGAAAUGUCUGAGAGAAAUGAUGCUUCUUGGAAUACAAUGAUGUCGGGUUAUGUCCGAGGGCGUGAGUAUUCCAAGGCCAUUGAGUUCUUCCAAGAGAUGCUUGAAGGUGGUGUUAAGUCAAGUGGGUUUUUGAUGGCUAGUUUAGUUACGGCGUGUGAUAAGUCAGGUUCGAUGUUCGGUGAAGGAUUGCAAGUACAUGGCUUUGUUGUUAAGGUCGGUUUAAUGAGUGAUGUUUUUGUGGGAACGUCUCUGUUGCAUUAUUAUGGCACCUAUGGACUUGUUUCUGAUGCGCAUAAGCUCUUUGAGGAAAUGCCGGAACGUAAUGUUGUCACUUGGACAUCAUUAAUGGUCGGGCAUUCGGAUGGUGGAGAAUCGGAGAAAGUUAUAGAAAUGUAUAGGAGUAUGAGGCGUGAGAGCGUAUGUUGCAAUGAGAACACAAUUGCUCUGGUUUUGAAAACUUGUGGGACGCUUGAGGAUGAAUUAUUAGGUCUUCAAGUUCUAGGAAAUGUUGUAAAGUCCGGUCUUGAUACUAAUGUUUCGGUGGGGAACUCGCUUAUAGCCAUGUAUGGUAGCUGUGGUAAUGUUAAGGAGGCUUGCCGUGUGUUCAAUGACAUGGAUGAACGUGACACAAUCUCGUGGAAUUCGAUUAUAUCUGCUAAUGCUCAAAAUGGGCUUUGUGAAGAAUCUUUAAGGUAUUUCUAUUGGAUGCGGCAUGUUCAUAAGGAAGUGAAUUCUAGCACGGUUUCGUCCUUGUUAACGGUCAGCAGUUCUGUAGAUAACUUGAAGUGGGGCCGAGGAAUUCAUGGACUAGUUGUAAAAUCAGGAUUGGAGUCAAAUGUCUGUGUUGGAAAUUCUCUUUUAAAGAUGUAUUCUGAGGCUGGAAGAUGGAAAGAUGCGGAGUCGUUUUUCCAAAGAAUGCCACAGAAGGACUUAAUAUCGUGGAACUCCAUGGUAGCGUGCUAUGCUCAGAAUGAGGAAAGCCAAAAAGCAUUGAACUUUUUUGCUGAUAUGCGUCGGGUGAUAAAAACUAUGAGCUAUGUGACUAUAACGAGCGCAUUGGCUGCUUGUUCAAACCUGGAAUUCAUAGCAGAGGGCAAGAUACUUCAUGCUGUUGCAGUACUAUCUGGCCUACAAGCCAAUAUAGUCAUUGGCAAUGCACUAGUUACCAUGUAUGGAAAAUCUGGUGUGAUGGCAGAAGCGAGAAAAGUAUCAACAAUAAUGCCGAAGCGGGAUGAAGUAACUUGGAACGCCCUCAUCGGUUGUCAUGCUGAGAAUGAAGAAGCAAAUGAGUCGUUGAAAGCUUUUAACAUGAUGAGAAAAGAAGGUAUUCGAGAGAAUUACAUUACAAUUGUUAAUGUUCUUGGCGCUUUCUCAACUCCUGACUGUUUACAAAAACAGGGGAUGCCCAUUCAUGCGUAUAUAGUUCGGACAGGAUUUGAUUCGGAUAAAUUUGUGCAGACUUCACUUAUAACAAUGUAUGCCAAGUGUGGGGAUUUACAUUCCAGUAGCUUCAUGUUUGAUGGAUUAUCUACUAAGCGCUCGAUCACUUGGAAUGCGAUUAUUGCUGCAAAUGCUCAUCAUGGCUGUGGAGAAGAAGCUUUAAAACUCAUCAUGAAGAUGAGAAACGCUGGAUUGUUGUUAGAUCAGUUCAGCUUAUCGGUUGCACUUUCUGUAAGUGCCGACUUAGCUAUAUUAGAGGAAGGCCAACAACUACAUGGACUAGUUAUAAAACUCGGUUUUGAGUUGGAUCAUUAUGUGACAAACACAGCAAUGGAUAUGUAUGGAAAAUGUGGAGAAAUGGAUGAUGUCUUAAGGAUACUUUCCCCGCCUUUUAUAAGGACGCGGUUAUCAUGGAACAUACUGAUUUCAUCUUAUGCCAGACAUGGGUGUUUCAACAAGGCUAGGGAGACUUUUCAAGAAAUGCUAAAAUGGGGAGAGAAACCCGACCAUGUCACCUUUGUCUCGCUUUUAUCCGCAUGCAGUCAUGGCGGUUUGGUAGAUGAGGGUCUUGAAUACUAUGCUUCAAUGAAAACAAAGUUCGGUGUCCCACCAGCAAUAGAGCAUUGCGUGUGCAUAAUCGAUCUUCUUGGUAGAUCAGGAAGACUUUCUGAUGCCGAAGACUUCAUCAAAGAUAUGCCUGUACCACCAAAUGACUUUGUCUGGCGUAGCUUGUUGGCAUCAUGCAAGAUCCAUCAGAAUUUGGAGCUAGGGAAGAAAGCUGCGGACAAGCUUUUGGAGUUGGACCCAUCAGAUGAUUCGGCUUAUAUUCUUUAUUCAAAUGUCUGUGCAACUAGUGGUAGAUGGGAUGUUGUAGAGAAUGUAAGGACUAAAAUGGGAUCAAACAACAUAAAGAAACAACCCGCUUGUAGUUGGGUCAAGUCGAAAAACCAGAUAAGUAAGUUUGGGAUGGGAGAGAAGUCCCAUCCUCAAAAUGUCCAAAUUUAUGCCAAGUUAGGGGAGCUCAUGAAGACGAUUCGAGAAGCGGGUUAUGUCGUGGAUACGAGUUAUGCGCUUCAAGACACAGAUGAGGAGCAAAAGGAGCAAAAUCUUUGGAACCACAGUGAGAGAAUUGCCCUUGCAUAUGCAUUGAUCAGCACUCCAGAAGGUUCACCCAUUAGGAUUUUCAAGAACCUGAGAGUUUGUGGUGAUUGCCAUUCUGUUUACAAGUUUGUGAGUGGGAUUGUGGGGAGGAAAAUCAUGUUGAGAGACCCUUUCAGGUUUCACCAUUUUAGUGAUGGAAAGUGUUCUUGUUCUGACUAUUGGUAAUCAAACUAUUAGUUAGCAACCCUUCUAUUGAUAUGCCUUCUUUUCAAGUUUUGCUUAGUGUCAAAAAAGAAAAAAGAAAAAAGAACCAUGUUUUUUUUUUCUUUAACGACACUGCGUUGCAUUACAACAAUGGUAGCAUACUACUUGUAUUCCUUUAAGUACUCUGCAGAAAGAAAGGCGGACCCCAAGUGCAAAGAGGUUCCCGCAUUAUGACAGGUUCGGGGGAAAGUUCAAUCUCAUAUGUACGCGGCUUUAUCCCCCGAAAG